CCUCGCUUCUUCAGAUGGCUUAUACCAGGCUAUUUCGCCAUUAUGUCCACCCCACGCAACGAAGACGAUGUCUCUGUCCUAUCAUCGCCUCACCUUGGCAUCCGUCAUAUUUUAACACUAACUGAAGAGACACCUCUCAAGAACUCCUGGUUCCACGGGAAAUCGAUCACCAAUACAUACUCCCCCAUCCCAAACUAUCAUCCGCCAUCGAUUGAGCAAAUGGACCUUAUCCUUGAUCUUUUCCAAGACCAAAACAAGCUUCCUCUCCUCGUGCAUUGCGGCGGUGGAAAGGGCCGCGCAGGCACCGUUGCUGCCUGUUAUAUCGCAGCUUUUGGGUUUCAAAAGCUUAGCUUUGAACGAACACAGCCUGAGUUUCCAGCAGCGGAAGCUAUGGCGCUACUCCGGUCGUUAAGACCUGGAAGCAUUGAAACCUCGCAUCAGGAAGAGUUCGUUUCCAAAUGG
This is a messenger RNA of Laccaria bicolor S238N-H82, 462 nucleotides long. RefSeq lists its product as uncharacterized. Lineage: Eukaryota; Fungi; Basidiomycota; Agaricomycetes; Agaricales; Hydnangiaceae. Gene Ontology annotation, biological process: protein dephosphorylation. The annotation marks the transcript as partial. The transcript has a single exon. Gene Ontology annotation, molecular function: protein tyrosine phosphatase activity. The record is from RefSeq and is a predicted model, not a curated record.